Oreochromis niloticus (Nile tilapia) is the source of this 3933-nucleotide messenger RNA. RefSeq names its product cell division control protein 42 homolog. Gene Ontology annotation, biological process: small GTPase-mediated signal transduction. The record is from RefSeq and is a predicted model, not a curated record. The coding region runs from base 609 to 1217 and encodes 202 amino acids. NCBI's taxonomy places the organism in Eukaryota, Metazoa, Chordata, Actinopteri, Cichliformes, Cichlidae. The transcript has 9 exons. Gene Ontology annotation, molecular function: GTPase activity; GTP binding.
GAUAAAGCGAUAGCACGCUCAGAAGAUUUCCUAGGUAACGUCUGAGUCGCCAUUAUUACUGAGAGUAUAUUCUCGAGGCUGAACAAAUUUCAGAGCAGUGUUAAAAUGCUGAUAAACCGUGACAACGCGAGGACGUUGAUGCUGUAAUUAUACUGAAAAGCUCUGGACUGACCUGGAGAAGAUACUGAGAUGCCAUGAUGCCGCCCUGGGCAACCGCCCAUGUCUCCCAUAUUAAAAACCGACGCUGAUUACCAGCACUCCUGGAAACGUAGACGCUCUCAGCGAUGUAAUCUGCAGUUUACAGUGAAAAACUAACAUUGUGAAUAUACCUAAACACCAAAAGAAAAUAAAAAAUCGCCUAUCAGGAUCGACUGGAUGCACCUGACGAACAGCAGGACAGUGAGAUGACUUGUAGACAGCAUUUGAAUCAUCUUUAUUAGUGUCAAUGCUGAGUAAAACAUCAGAUCUGAUGAUACUAAAAAGUGAUUCAUGAUUGAUCGGGAGGAGAUCCUGUGCUACUGUCCCCCACGGAUCUUCUUUGUGAAAAUAUCAGUUGUAGCCGGUGUCAGUCUGAGACUUUCCAGCUAAGGUUCAGAGGUGGUGGGAGGAUGACAUCACAAAGUGUAAAAGAUACGGAUAUAAAGUGUGUGGUAGUGGGUGACAGUGCAGUGGGAAAGACCUGCAUGCUUGUCACAUACCUAACCAAAGAGUUUCCUUCUCAACACUUCCCCACAGCGUUCGAAAACUUCUCUGCUACAGUGACGAAUGGUGAGAAGUACAAUCUGGGACUCUGGGACACUUCAGGUCUGGAGGACUAUGACAGACUUCGACCCCUCAGCUACCCAGAGACCAACGUUUUCCUCGUCUGUUUCUCCGUGAUAUCACCCUCAUCUUUUGAAAACAUCAGAGGGAAGGUUUGUCUACUUGCUUGGGUGCCAGAGAUUGCACACCACUGCCCGGAGGCGCCCUUCCUGCUGGUUGGGACUAUGGUGGACCUGAGAGAUGACAGCUACACCCUGGAGAACCUGGCCAAGAGCAACCAGCAAGCUGUGACCUUCGAGAACGGAGAGGAACUGGCUCGUAGGCUGAAGGCAGUCAAAUACGUGGAGUGCUCAGCUCGUACACAGACAGGAGUGCAGGAUGUGUUUGAAGAGGCCGUCCUUGCUGCUCUGGAGAACUCAAGUUCUAAACCCAAGAAGUGCUGCACUCAACUAUAGAUGUCACAAGACGUAGAACAAGAGGAAGAGGAUGACCUUAUCCUCCUCCUCUCGGAGAAGUUGGAGGUUUGACCUGGAAGAGAUUAUUAACCUCGAUGUGAACAGAAGGAAGGAUGCUAAACAGUAGUUAGACCAUAAACAAUAUAAAUAUGUCAUCACUUAGCAAGCAGAGCUGAAAAUGCUUUAAAAAUACAAAUACAAAAGUAUAUUGUAUGAAUAUAAAUAAUUUAUGCAGAUUUAUUGUUAAUGAGUGCAGGUCAUGACUUUAGAUUUAUUUUUUUUAACCUAUGUAUAAGUUGUGUUUUUAAUGCAGUAUUAAUAACUAUCAUUCACUCGCUCACUUUUUUUUUUAAUGGACACAAAAUUCUAUCAACUACUCAACUGAUAUCAUUCUCAGCCUAUACUGCUUUUUAUUGACUGUAUUCAUAUGCAGCUUGUCUUUAAGGUACAACGAUUCAACUUUUUGUUUAUGUCACUGGUGGUAGCACGAGACAGUACUUCCAACACGUUCAGGUUGGUGAGGUAGAUCAGCUUCUCCAGAAUGGCAUAUCGAUGCAUGCUGACCUCUAGGUGCUCUCUAUACCCUUUGGUAUUUUUGAAACACAUGUGCAACCUACCAGAGACUAAGGAGGUGGGCUUUGCUUGCUCAACAAUACAAUCUAGACAUCAGACGUAAGAGAGGUGUGGAUAAUGUGAUGGCUGAUGCACUUUCCAGGGUGCAGUAUUGACCUCCCCGAUGUACAUGAUGGUACGUGUUAAAGGAAUUUCUGUGUAAAAUGUUAUCUUGAAGGAUGUUACGGUCGCUGACCUCUAGGGGCUCUCCCCAUGUGACCCUUUUUCUCUCCCUUUGCCCUGGGCUUUGAGCUGCAGUGAUUUGGGCAGCGGACUGUAGCUGUGAUAAACCUAUGAAGCUUGGUGUGACUUUGGGUUUUUUGUGAGUAAAGGUGUGUCUUUACAAUGGUAACUCUAGUGAUCCACAGUGGAAGCAGGCAGGGGUUCUCUGCCAUUUUUGUUUCAGCCGUUUUCUCCUGUUUUGUGUGGAGACAGGGAGCUCAGCCAUUGUACUUUGUUUUCUUACAGAUAGAGUCGUCUUAGUGGGGUUUUUUUUUUUUAGCUAGAAAGGGUGUUUUGUUAGUUGUUUUGGCCUUGGAGACCCUGACGCUUAGAGCUUUCCUGUGUUUUAGUUUGGUCCUAAUUGGUUUGUCUGCAUUAAUUGUAAAAUAAAUGGUGUUUUACUGACGUUAACUAUGUGGUGAUUAAUUUUGGGGGGGGGGGUUUCACUUUGUGUUACACCCCACCCCAGAUAAUACUUUGCUUUUAAGUGGGUUGUAACAAUAAGGACACCUGAUCAGGAUCAUAGAUGAGAGCAGGUUCAUACAGAUAGAUGUGAAAGGUGUCUUGAGAUGCAGUGGUAAGUGUUUUACUGCCUGCAGCAUCAUCCAGCAUGAUGGCUUGGCAGUGGGUCACUGAUGGUCUGGGGAGGCUUAUCCUUGGAGGAUCAUACAGAUAACCUCCUCAGAACCACUGUGGAUACGGGCAUUGAUACCAUUGACUGUCUCUGACAUUUUCCAGAGCUGAGUCCAACUGGGAACUUCCGGGACACUUUUUUUACUCACGUGACUGCCCAGUCUCCACCGAGCCACUCUCAUUUUCUCUGAAUUGCUGCCUACCUGUCCACAUGCCCUGUCUUUUGAUUAUACCUUCACCUCUUUUAAUAAAGCAUCUAAACUAUUUGUCAGUUGUCUGCUUUCCGGGUCAUACUGAAAAGAUGACAAGAGCAUUACGUCAGUAAAGAUUUUUAAUUUUGAAUAUUUCAAUUAUCAAGAUCAAAUGUGUGAUUUAAGCGGUUCCAUGACUUCUUGAGAUUUUUUUUUCAGCAUUGAAAAUACUUUUACUUUCAUACUGUUGAUAAAUCCUUCUUCAUUUUUAGUUAAAUUAUAUUAAUCAGUGUAGGAUAUGUACACCUAAAAGGUAUGUUGGGUAUGUUGGGUAUGUUGGGUAUGUUGAGUAUGUUGAGUAUGUUGAGUAUGUUGGUGCAGCGUGUUGCUAUCUGAAUCCAAAGCACCAUGUUGUUUAUGACUGGGUGCAUCACUUGUGCAUCUUUGUGGCCACAGUUUCACGGAUAAGUACAACUUUAUGCUCCUGGAAAUGAUGAGCUCUUUGCUUUGCUGGCUGCUCUUGAUGAGUGUGCAAAGUAAUUCAGUUAUUAUUACCACCAAUAUAGUUUUUAAAUUAAAUUUCAUCAUUAACUGAGUCGCAAAUUGUAAUAAAACUGUCUACAGAGUUGAUUUAGAAAAUAAUGUUUAACACAAGCAUGUUGUAACGUCCCACUGUUUAAAAAAAAAAAUAAGUUUUUUGUACACUAGCAGUUUGCAGUCCCACACUCAUCCACACCCAAAGGUUCCUAAACUCCACCUUGAUUACUUGUUACUGGAAGUGCAUUACUUAAUCAUUAACUUUUUGGUUAUCUUUUAAUAAAUAGAUAAAGACUUGCAUUGUACUGACACUUUGACACUUAGCAUUGUUUGUUUAAAGCAGCAAGUCGAGUUUCUAGCAGGUAUUUCAUUCAUUUACACUUGUUUUCUUUCUUUUUUUGCAAACCAUGAUUAAACUCUAAUACAGACAAAGAGACAGUGGAGCUCUGUAGACCUGAAACUUGACUUUUGCACUUCUCAAGUAAGUCUUACUAUGCCUUUAUAAAGAAACAUUAAUUUUA